Molecule: messenger RNA, 1001 nt
Organism: Trifolium pratense (red clover)
Lineage: Eukaryota; Viridiplantae; Streptophyta; Magnoliopsida; Fabales; Fabaceae
Product: dehydration-responsive element-binding protein 1E-like
Exons: 1
Coding region: 113-802 (229 amino acids)
Biological process (GO): regulation of DNA-templated transcription
Molecular function (GO): DNA binding; DNA-binding transcription factor activity
Source: RefSeq, a predicted model, not a curated record
AAAAAAACAACAAUCUCUUUUGCUUCAUAAUAAACUCUUAUCUUCAUUUCCAACUUUCACCAUCAAGUAUCAAAAAGACCUUUUAAUUUCCCACUCUCACCAUCACAUAAACAUGUUUGCAACUAACAACUCUUCGUCCGACAUGUCAUUGUCGAAUUCAGAUGGCUCUCAUUGGAUGCCAGUUUCUAACGAGGAGAUGCGGUUGGCCGCGACUACUCCUAAGAAGCGUGCGGGAAGGAAGAAGUUCAAGGAGACUCGCCACCCGGUGUAUAGGGGUGUGAGGAGGAGGAACAACGAUAAAUGGGUGUGUGAAAUGAGGGAGCCUAACAAAAAGACUAAGAUUUGGCUAGGGACUUUUCCAACGGUCGAGAUGGCAGCUCGAGCCCAUGAUGUUGCUGCAAUGGCAUUAAGGGGCUGCUACGCCUGUCUCAACUUUGCUGACUCAGUGUGGCGGCUCCCUAAACCUGCCACCGCUCAAGCAAAAGAUAUACAAAAGGCAGCAACACUAGCCGCCGAGGCAUUUAGGCCAAAGAAGACUUUAUUGACUAAUGACAACGACAUGACUGUAGUUGUCGCCGCCCCAGAAGAACAACCUAUGCUUUGUAGGGACGACAUGCCAGAAUUGAUGAGUAAUAUGGCACUAAUGUCUUCUGUGCAUAGCUUGGAGAACUCAUUCUAUGAAGAAGCAGAGUUGUGGAGAAAUAUGGCACUAAUGUCCCCUACACAUAGCUUGGAGUAUUAUGACUAUGAAUAUGUUAAUGAAGACUUUCAAGAUGCUGAGAUAUCACUAUGGAAUUUUUAAUUUUCAUUAGGAGUAAUAGAAUUUUUUAAUUUGAUCUGUUUUGUUCACAUUUAUUUAAUUGUGGAUUGUAGAAUGGAAAUUGUCUUUGUACUACAACCCUUUUUAUUAGUAGUACGGAUUAUUCAUAUUAAUUUAUAGGUUGAAAUUGAAAUUGAAAAGGAAAUUCUUUUUGUAUUCUUUUCUCUUAAUGUAGACACUU